GUGUGUAGGGAGGGCAGUCAUCACGCCAUCCUGAGCAGCAAGAGCUGACGUUGGACGAAGCUGCCAGGUAGCUGAAAAAAGGCACAGAAGGCAGCUGAUACCCACUUUUCAACGGUUUGUGGUUUUUUUAGUCUGUAUCUGGACUUCAAGCAACACAGCCCCUGAGACAGCUCAUCUGAACCACACUGUAUUGCAAUACUCGCUCUUCUCAAAGAAAAAGACUCCACUGAGCAGCAGAAUGCUGCCAGUGUCGCAGCCAGGUCUACAAUACAGAGCCUUUUUGUAACAUUGCAAAUUUCUUUCUGUUCAGAUAUUUGAAAUACAUACAUACACUUAUAUAUCAGUUCUUUCUUUUCUGAGGACACCUUUGGCUUUUUUUUUUCCCUGAUGUGACUUCUUCAUCUUGGAAUGAUGGGGAUCUUUCUAGCUUAUAUUGGAUUCAUUUUCUUUUCAGUUAUGUAUAUUCAACAAGGACUUUCUACCCAAGCAAAAUUCACAGAGUUUCCCCGAAAUGUCACGGCCACUGAAGGGCAGAACGUGGAGAUGUCUUGUGCUUUCCAAAGUGGCUCUACUUCGGUGUACCUUGAAAUCCAGUGGUGGUUUCUGCGGGCAGCUGAGGACCAAGAGGCUGGUGCUGAGGUGACAGGCACUCAGGUGGAGCUCCUGCCCGAGCGGGACCUGGACAACGACGGCACGAAGAUCAGCACAGUGAAAGUACAAGGGAAUGACAUCUCCCACAAGCUGCAGAUUUCAAAAGUGAGGAAAAAGGAUGAAGGCUUGUAUGAGUGCAGGGUGACCGAUGCCAACUAUGGAGACCUUCAGGAAUACAAGGCCCAGGCAUUUCUCAAAGUCAAUGCUAACAGCCACUCCCGGCGAAUGCAAGCCUUUGAGGCAUCCCCGAUGUGGUUGCAAGACAUGAAACCUCGUAAAAACAUCUCAGCAGCUGUCCCAAGUAGCAUCCACAAUUCUGCCAAUCAGCGUGUACGUGCCACCUCCAGCCCUGAAGCAGCAGCCAAAAUCCCCAAACAAAGUCCACAAUCAGCAAAGAGCAAAUCGCCUGUAAAAUCCACGGAGCGGACAGCAAAGUUGACCCUAACCUCCAACCAUCACUCUGCACCCAAUGUACUCUAAAUCUCUACACAAGGAGCACCUUCUUCAGGAAGUACAAACAAAAUUACUAAAUAAAUAAAAUAAAAUAAAAUAAAAUAUUAUAAAAAAGAAGAGGAUACCACAUGUUUUCUUGAUAUAUCUUAUUUUCUUCAGCGUAUCAUUGAUAUUUUAUUUGAAGAGAACUGGUGUGAUGUAAUCAAACGUUUUGUAACAGCAAGACCUAGUUUCCUUUUCUUUCGGCAAGGAGAAGCCUCAUCCUUGACUUCUCAGGGGUUGGCCUGCAAGUCCUCAGUAUUACAGAAUUAACCAUGGAUGACAUUUGGUUUCCUACACUGAAAGAACCGUUCCAGCCUGGAAGCAAAAAGAGGCCAAAUAAUGAAACAAACUAUAGUGAUUUAGCAUAAAUAGAAUACACACAAACUUUAUCAAAAAGUCUUUUUUUUUUCUUUUCUUUUUUUUUUUUUUUUUUUUUUUGCAUGAGGAAUAGGAAUAUUCUACUAAGCAGCUCAGCAGACUGUGGGAUGUUGUUUCUGAAAAACAUAUGAGGAUAUUUUUCUUUUGAGAUUUUUUUCUUUUUGCUUUCCAAUAUAUUAUUCUUUUCCCCCUUUGAGGUUUUUUCCCUGUCUUUCUGUUUGUUUCUUGUUCAAUGAUGACAAGUACCAACUUAGGCCAACCCCUGAUGACUGUGUGGAGGUUUAUAUAUAUAUACAUCCUUUUUUUUUGUGUGUGUGCGUUCAAUAUUUCAGUGUGUUUUCUCUAAUUUUGCAACUCCUGUAUAUGCAAAAGUAAUUUAAAUUCUGUAAAUUGCUUACAGUCUGUGUGAUAUAACUUCAGAGUAGGCAUACUUUGGUCCUCAUGCAAGCCAGUUUUUAAUAUUAUCUGUAUGUCGUGCCACCAAGAAACAUCUUUAUUUCCUUUUUUGACAAAACACCACUUUUUAGUUUUUAAUUCAGUAAUGUGUGGAUUUUGUAAUGCAUAUCUUCACUUUGUCAGGUUUAACCCCCUUCAGCCCUCUGUUUACUCUGUAAAUGCACAUUAAAAUUUGUUAUGGUCUCUAGACAAUGAAUUAUUUUAGUUUGUAUGUUGUGUUGGAGUUCAGAUGCUGAAAGCUCUUUGAAUUUGUGGUGUUUAUAGAAGAUGAAGUGAUUCAAUCACUAAAGACUGUAAAAUGCAGGUUUGCAGUCAAAUACUUCAUGUAAAGGAUGGUUAGAAACAGAAAACAGACAAAUAAACCAGAACAUGUCUUUAAGGAUGUUCUUUUGGUAAAGAAUUUUAGGAAAGUGAAUUUAUUACACUGAUAAAAUAUAUUUGCAUCACAGCUCCUUCUACAUGGCCAAAGAAGUGUCUUUCUUUGCUUUUUCUGAAAGUGGAUUGUCAUUACUCAUUUAUAUUCUUAAUUAAAAUACUUUUUGUCUGUGAA
This is a messenger RNA of Vidua chalybeata, 2530 nucleotides long. It is a transcript of the gene VSTM2A, whose product is annotated as V-set and transmembrane domain containing 2A. The coding region runs from base 409 to 1131 and encodes 240 amino acids. The record is from RefSeq and is a predicted model, not a curated record. The transcript is spliced from 5 exons. NCBI's taxonomy places the organism in Eukaryota, Metazoa, Chordata, Aves, Passeriformes, Viduidae.